CAAACAUCAUGUUGAAGUAAAAGGAACAAUCAGUGAUAAACGACAUAAAAUGAACUGGAAUGAAAGACCAAAGCCCCACGGAUGUAGUAAAUCUGAGAUAGUAGGAACGGCAGAUGCUGGAGAAUCUGAGAUAACAAGGUGUAGAGCUGGAUGAACACAUGCUUGACCUGCUCUGUUCAUCCAGCUGUACAAUUGAACCGUUAACGUCUGCGCGAGCGGGUGUCCGGGCUGCCCCGUGCCGGUACGCAUGCGCCUGUUUGGUAUCGGGAAUGGCGCUAACUUGGUGCAGGAGGGCGCCAUAGUGAUGGGAUACAUGCCAGCGACUCGGCCUGACUCCAGCUCGGUAUGAAAUCGGUGUUCAGCAGGACGAUGAGCAGCGCGGUAGGACGGCUGCUGCAGGCCCGCCAAAUCUUAUGUGUAGCUGAGAAAAAUGACGCGGCCAAAAGCAUCGCGGAGAUCAUGUCGGGCGGCCGCUUCCGAAGGAGAGAAGGACUUUCAAAAUUCAACAAGAUCUAUGAAUAUGAGUAUCAUCUGAACGGUAAGAAUGUUGGUAUAGUGAUGACCUCUGUCUCGGGUCACCUCCUUGAGUUGGAGUUCAAAUCACCUUUUCAGAAGUGGCGCAGCUGUAACCCUGUGACUCUCUUUGACGCUGAGGUGGAGAAGUACUGCCCAGAAAACUAUGUGGACAUUAAGAGAACUCUGGAACGAGAGGUGAGGAAAUGUCAGGCCUUGAUCCUUUGGACUGACUGUGAUCGCGAAGGGGAAAACAUUGGAUUUGAAAUUAUUAAUGUGUGUAAAACAGUGAAGCCGAAUCUACAAGUGCUGCGAGCUCGAUUUUCUGAGAUUACACCCCACGCUAUCAGACAAGCCUGUGAGAAUCUGGUAGAACCUGAUCAGAAAAUUAGUGAUGCUGUCGAUGUGAGGCAAGAGUUGGACCUGAGAAUAGGUGCCUCAUUCACCCGGUUCCAGACCUUACGACUACAGAAAAUAUUCCCGAAUGUGCUAUCAAAUCAACUGAUCAGCUAUGGAAGCUGUCAGUUUCCCACUCUGGGUUUCGUGGUUGAACGUUUCAAAGCAAUCCAGGCUUUUGUUCAAGAAACAUUCUAUAAAAUCAAAGUCACCCAUGAAACGGAAGAUGGCAAUGUAGAAUUUAACUGGAAAAGACAUCGUCUCUUCAACCACACAGCAUGCCUUGUACUUUACCAGAUCUGCAUGGAGGAUCCAGUUGCGACUGUACUUGAUGUCUUUACUAAACCAAAGAGCAAAUGGAGACCUUUAUCCCUUGACACAGUGGUCUAUUACCUUUCAUGUAUGGGGUACCCAAAUUGCAAGUCUGCAGUUUGGUUUCCUGAUUCUGUUCUGGAGGUCAGCAGAGAUGAUAGCAUAUGUCCCACAUGUAAACCACACCCUAUUUACAGGUUAAAGUUUAAGUUCAAACGAGGUAGUGUGCCUCCGCUGGUCCCCUUGGAAUUUGUUGGUUGUAUUGGAGGAUGUGAUGAAAUGCUGAGAGAGAUCUUGGAGCUGAGGUACUUACGAGGAGCAUCACAAUCAAACAAUCAAAUUGUCAACCAUGUGCCACAGAGUGGGUUAGAGAACAGGUCAUUUCGGGAUCGCAGGAACACUCUGCCAAAACCUCAGGAAGGUGCUUUUGAUCCACUGUCCAGGAUUGUUCCUUCACAUGUGGGAUCUGACAAUAAUGCAGUUGUGUGCAAUUGUGGCCAGGAUGCACUGCUGCUCACUGUUCGGAAGGAGGGACCGAAUCAGGGGCGGAGGUUUUAUAAAUGCAACGGAGGCAGUUGCAACUUCUUCCUGUGGGCUGACCAGGAUGCAAGUGACUCAGCUGGUAGAGAAUCAGUUAGUAGGGGCAGUUCAGCCCCUGGGACAGGGAGCUUUCAUCAAGCUGGAAGCAACAGAUCUUCAAGUGGAAGAGAAGCAGUGUGCACUUGCAAUCAACUAGCAGUAACACGCACAGUGCAGAAAGAUGGACCUAACAAGGGUCGGACAUUUCACACCUGCGCCAAGCCCAGAGACCAACAGUGUGGCUUCUUCCAGUGGGCUGAUGAGAAUGUUGCACCAGGAAUGACAAAUAAACGGAGUGAUGGAAGCUCCCCCAGAAAUGGUCCAACCGCAAAGAAGCCACGAACAUGUGGGCUGUGCCACCAACCGGGACAUACCAGGACAAAGUGUCCCCAAAACCGCUGAUUCUCCCCUAACACUGACGUUUGGCAAUGAACUGGAAAACACUGGUUACAGAGAAAGCUGCAGCUUCACAAGUCUCUAAUCUUUGCUACCAAAAUCAACUGAAACCAUGUAAACAGCUUUUAAUAUGCUGCCAACAUUCAAGUAGACUGUCAUCCUGGCUUCACUAAUACAGAACUUGCAAUGGUACCUGUCAAUAAGUUGCUGAAACACAGCCACACUGGUAACAUGGGUGAUGAAUUUGCAGUGUGAGAUGAUUGUUAACCUUGUGGUCCUCAUUUGUGCAUUGUUCUGAGUGCCUAGUUGAAGAAUCUGGAAACAGUAUUGGGCCCAUUGGAAACAGUAUGGGGCCCAUUACGAAAACUAGUCAUCAGAAGUUUCCUCCAUUUGAGAAUUUACUUCCUAAAAAUAAUAGUGCAUUUUAUAUUUUUGAGGAUGGGGGUGGGAUGUUUGAAGGGCAGUGAGUGAAAUGAGAUUGAAGGAGGGCAAAAAACUUCAUUCAAAUCUCCAUUUGUCCGAAUUUUAACAGGUGUUGCUGCUGAGGAGAUAAAGUUUCUAUUUCAGCUUCUCAUGUUGAAAUAGGUUAAUGUUUGUCAUGUUUCAGGGUUAUGUCAUUGUCAUUUUCAGUUCCAGUUCCAGUUCAAGAUUUUCAUAUCUUAUUUUGAAAUCAAUCACCAGGAAAUAUCAGCCAUAGAAUUAAAUAGCUUUAUUUCUGAAACAGCUUAGCUACUUUAGUACAUUGCUGUACUAGCUGCUGUGAGUUCCUUAUCACAUUAGAGGCAGCAUCCUUACUGAUCUUAAUGAAGUGCCAUGCAAAUAUGAAACUAACCUUCCAUAUUCCUUUGAUUUGUAGGGGGGGAAAGUGACUAAAAUUCCAGCUUCCUGGACUUCAGUUGUGCUUGAAGAGAGUAUUUCUGCUUUACAACAUUGGGAUUCAGUUCUUAUGGGUACAGGUUUCACAAUUGAGGAGAUUCAGAUUUAGUGGAUACUGGGGUAAAGAACUGGGGGACUUUGAAAAUAGAUGUGUCACUGUAUAAUACUGAAAUAUCUCUCUAGUGGGUACAGGUCUGUUACUGAAGACUGGGACAUAGUGCACAUAGCUAAGUGUUUUGUUGGAUAAUACUUGGCUACACUACUUGUGGGUGCAGGUUUGUUAGUGACAGCAUGUCAUACAGAAACAUGCUAUCAUGUUUUCCUCUCUGUUAAUGGAACGAUAAUACUUCCCUGGUUCUGCUUUGUGUUUAUUGGUUCUGCUUUGUGUUUAUUCUUAUUCUGUGUUUCUACAAUGCUCACUUGUGUUAGGUUUCUUCCCCUGUUUACACGUAGAUGUUUCCCUGCAGAAAUGGCCAUUAGAAGUUGUGACUGGCUGUUCAGGGUUUUGACUUGGGUCUUGAGCUCUCUGUGAUGAGCUGUGAAUAUUAACAUGUGACUGAAUUAUUAUCAUCAUGCUAGAACUGAGUAUUUUUUUUUGCAGCUGUCAUUUAAACACGAGACUUUUCCAAUGAAAAAGCAGGUAGCAGAUGACAUAGACGGAAGCAUAUAGAACCUCCUAGAAUAAUUUAAAAUAUUGAAAAUUUGUUAUUUCAAUACUCAACUGCUGUUGACUCUGGUAUUAUUUUUUAAAUUCUAAUAUUAUAAACGAAGUUUCUUUUCCAAAGAAGUUAGUUUGUUUUCUUGACAUUUGAUGUGAAAGUGUGAUGUCCUGAGGAUGUUACUGGUAAACUGUCUCUUACAUAUUUAAUACAUGGAUUCCCUUCCAGAGUAGAACAUUUUGCUAAGGAAAUGAAGCAAAUUUGUAAUUCAUUGUCAUAGCAUUAGCUCUCCCAACUUUCAAAGAAGAAUGGAUAAGACCAUUUGCCUCCUUGAACCUGUAUUGCCUUUUGAUGAAAUUGUGUUUAAUCUCUAAAUUAACAAUUUACUCAUCUUCUAUAUUAACAGUUUCAACAGGAAAAUGGACCUUUAGCCCAUUUAGCCUACUAUCUAUAGCAUUCCCUUUGUGCAUUUCUAGUAACAAUGGAUCCCAUUAUCUCUAUUAAACUUUACAGCAAUAUAAGUUUCCAAAGGCAGAUCUGUGCUUCCUGUGACAACACAGUAUGGAGCUGGAGGAACACAGCAGGCCAGACAGCAUUAGAGGAGCAGGAAAGUUCACAUUUCGGGUCAGGACCCUUCUUCAUUUCUGCAGCAUCUGCAGUUCUUGCUAUCUGUGUGCUUCCUGUAAUCUAACCCAUGUGUUUAUUGGGCAGUUGUAGUGCACCUCAGAAUCAACAAUGAUGCUUUUGUGUUUUUGUUUCACAGUAGAUGCUGCACAGACUGUCCACUGCAUAGUUCCCUCCAAACCUCACUCAGACUGACACCUUUAUUAGUAUAUAGGCAUUUUUAAUCAUAUUGGAACAAAAGUAGUAUGAAGAAUAAUUGGCAAAGCAGCAUUCCACGAGUACGUUAGCUUGAGUUGUUUUAAAAUAGUGUCCAAGGUUUUGAUUCUUUUCAGAGUCCUCUUUUACAGUAGUGAGGUUAAUUUGAUUUUGGAGCUGACCAAAUCACAACAGAUAAGCAUCUUGUAGCAAUUGGAAUACUUCUGUGAUAUUAAAUAACACUCAGCCUUUAUUUCUUACAAUAAGUAGAAAUCAAACCUUUUUUGAUCAUUUGCUUAUAAUUACAUUAUUAAGAUUCAACAUGAUUGCAACAGAUUUACCAUAUUUGGUGUUUGGUCUUUGCUAAUUUAUUACAGAUCUGCCAUGACCAAACUGAGUGAUGGGGUUCAAUGGGGCUGAGUCUCUCCUGGUGUUCCCAUGAUUUUGUCCAAGCAAACACAAACCUGUUAUGGUCAAUUUUCUUUCUUUUGACAUCCUAAUUGUAAGUCUUAUGUGGUACUGUGACUGAGUGGUAUGUCUGGCAAACUUUGGAUAUUGUGUCCUAUUCUUGCAUACUGUUAACUGAAUAUGUGAUGACUAGUGUUCACUUGUUCUGUUAUUGGAAGAAUAGAGAUUUAAUUCUAGUUUAAGACCUUCCCUGUUAGUAUGUGUUCUGUUCACAAUUAUAGGCCAAAACUGGAGAAUUUGUGUGAGAGUAGGCCAGGUGCACUGUUAGAGGGGACUGUCCAUGACCCAAUUCUGGAUUAUCUGUUUGUGCUAAGGUUGGUCAGUUAACUGGACUCCUCAUUGGGUCUUGUCCUAUGAUAUGACUAAAGAGGAGGAGGAGAUGCAGGAUCCUGGGAACACAAUCUUCACAGACAUAAAUCACCAUUUCUUGAUUGCUGCUGGGUCACUUUUUCUUGCUAAAUACCACACUGCGAGCAUACAUUACUCCAAGGACUGUAGUGGGUCAAAGAGAAGACCCACUGCUAUCUUAGGCCAAAUUAGAUUUAGUAAUAAAUGCCAAUGUUGUUUGUUACUUCUCAACAUUCUGAAAACAAAGUUAAAAUAUUUUGCACAAAGACCAAAAACUACUCUUAAUUACAAUUACAGUUUAUUGUUGAAUGAUAUUAGUUGUGCACUUAAAUUGUGGCUGCUAAUCAAAGUACUAGUCAAUCGUAAUUGUCAAUUAUGAUGACGAUAGUUUGCCAGGUGUCGAUGAAAAACAAAUUUAAUAAAAGUAUCCCUUCAUUAAAGGAAA
Molecule: messenger RNA, 5811 nt
Organism: Rhincodon typus (whale shark)
Lineage: Eukaryota; Metazoa; Chordata; Chondrichthyes; Orectolobiformes; Rhincodontidae
Gene: top3a
Product: DNA topoisomerase III alpha
Exons: 12
Coding region: 346-2202 (618 amino acids)
Biological process (GO): DNA topological change
Cellular component (GO): nucleus
Molecular function (GO): zinc ion binding; DNA binding; DNA topoisomerase type I (single strand cut, ATP-independent) activity
Source: RefSeq, a predicted model, not a curated record